Coffea eugenioides is the source of this 483-nucleotide messenger RNA. RefSeq lists its product as uncharacterized. Bases 1 to 483 code for a protein of 160 amino acids. Lineage: Eukaryota; Viridiplantae; Streptophyta; Magnoliopsida; Gentianales; Rubiaceae. The transcript has a single exon. The record is from RefSeq and is a predicted model, not a curated record.
AUGGCUUUCAGGGCAACAAACCAGUUGAGACCAAUGCUGAAAGCAAUGGGAUCACAAAGCCGCUCAUUUGCAUCCUCUGCAACAAGAAAAUAUGCAACCGCAGCAGCAGAUGCAGCCAUGCAUGUUCAUGAACACAUGCACCAGGCAAAGUCCAAGUUCCCGGCCAAUGGGGAUUGGGCUCCGGUCAUGAUCAUGGGCGGUUUUCUUGUAACCGUGGUCACCUUGGCCACUCACAGUGCUUGGCAGCAACUAGCAUAUUCCCCAACGGUUCAACUAAGCAAGAAGAAGAGAGAAACUGUUCCCGAGGUGUACCAGCCAGAUGCUGUUCUGGGUUCAUCUGACAAGUUCAUUAACAAGUCUUUUCUUCGAAAAGUUGCUCACAUUCAGGACCAUAAACGCACCCUUGACGACCCUUCUCGCCCGAACCCCUUCACUCAUCCAAGGGACAUUGAGUCACUGAAAUCGGUUGGAGUUCGUGAAUAA